AUGGUCCUGACAAAGCUUGCCAUCUGGCUCUGGGGCCCAGAUGCCAAGGAUCGAGCCUUACUAUCCAAAUUGGAUGUGACGCUGCUCCCUUAUUUCUCAUUGAUCUGGUUUCUAUUCGGUAUAACCCGAGCAAGUUAUUCAUCUGCAUACAUCAGUGGCAUGAAAGAGGCCCUGGGCUUCGAGGGCAAGCAGUACAACUACAUGAACACCGCGUACCUGGUUGUUUAUGCUGUUUGCCAGAUCCCGGGUACCAGUCUACUAACUGUAUUGCGACCGAAAUAUGUCUUUGUCACUGCCAACUUGACGUGGAGUGUGUUGACCUUGAUCACAUACAAGAUGACGCAUGCCUGGCAAGUCAUUGUGCUGAAUGCCAUUGAGGGCGGCUUUUCCGCUAUUGCAUACGUUGGAGCACAGUUCAUUCUCGGCUCGUGGUACCGUAAGUCUGAGCUGGGUGUUCGAGCGGCUGUGUUUUGUGUAUUCGGCCAACUAGGCACAAUGUCUGGUGGCUGGAUGCAGGCCGGCCUGCUUGAGACUCUCGCAGGCAAAGGUGGUCUGCCAGCGUGGAAAUGGAUUUUCAUUAUUGUGUCUGUCAUGACGAUUCCCGUUGCAUUAUUCGGCUGGAUCUUUAUUCCGGAUCUCCCUGCUCACCAUGCCGCCUGGUAUCUCAGCGAUGAGCAAAAGGAACAUGCGGCUACUCGACUAGGUCCCUUCCGCCAACAGUCAUGGGAUAUUACCGUCUUCAAACGUGUCUUGCUGAGCUGGCAAUUCUAUCUCUUGCCAACCCUCUUCAUGUUAUACUCGCUCUGCGUGCAGAUGCUACAGAAUAACGUCAUGGCCUAUUGGAUGGCCUCGAGAGGCUACACCACCGUACAACAGAACAACUACCCUACAGGGAUCUACGCGACAGCUAUUGUCGGAACAGUAUUUUAUGCCGUCAUUUCCGAUAAACUUCAAUCCCGCUGGGAAGUAUCCGUCGCGAUCGGCUUAACUUUUAUCAUUGGCUCGGCCAUCCUAGUGUCUAGUCCGUCCACAGAUGCUGGGUACUUCGUUGCCUUUUACUUACUCGGGACAACCUUUGCUCCACAGGCUGUGUGGUAUUCGUGGAUGGCCGAUGUGACGAGUCAUGACUUCCAACUACGCGCCAUCACGACAGGCUUCAUGAAUUCAUUUGAUUUUGCCUUUGUGUCCUGGUGGCCCCUAAUUUUCUACCCAGCGACAGAUGCGCCUGAUUUCAGAAAGGGUUAUAUUGCCAGUUUAGUUACAGGAACUUUGACCCUGCCAUUUAUCGCUAUCAUCGCCUACCUAGAAAGGAGGGAUACAGCUCGCGGGAUUAUCGGGAGGAUUUCUGCUCACGAUUCCGAUGCCGAGGGAUCGGGAUUUCAGCACGAGCCAGUCGAUGAAAAUACCCCGAUCAAUGUACGACCGAAGACUAAUGUGUAG
This is a messenger RNA of Penicillium longicatenatum, 1440 nucleotides long. RefSeq names its product pantothenate transporter. The record is from RefSeq and is a predicted model, not a curated record. Gene Ontology annotation, cellular component: plasma membrane. The coding region runs from base 1 to 1440 and encodes 479 amino acids. The transcript is spliced from 4 exons. NCBI's taxonomy places the organism in Eukaryota, Fungi, Ascomycota, Eurotiomycetes, Eurotiales, Aspergillaceae. Gene Ontology annotation, biological process: pantothenate import across plasma membrane. Gene Ontology annotation, molecular function: pantothenate transmembrane transporter activity.